Ceratitis capitata (Mediterranean fruit fly) is the source of this 2888-nucleotide messenger RNA. It is a transcript of the gene NO66, whose product is annotated as bifunctional lysine-specific demethylase and histidyl-hydroxylase NO66. Lineage: Eukaryota; Metazoa; Arthropoda; Insecta; Diptera; Tephritidae. Gene Ontology annotation, cellular component: nucleolus. The record is from RefSeq and is a predicted model, not a curated record. The transcript has 4 exons. Bases 57 to 2522 code for a protein of 821 amino acids. Gene Ontology annotation, molecular function: histone H3K4 demethylase activity; histone H3K36 demethylase activity.
UUAUAAAACCUUACCAUUCCUGCGAUACCGGAAGACCCAAUUAGAAUUUCAAUAAGAUGUCCAAUUUAAAACUACACGUCUCCAUUUCCACUACUGCGAAGUACAUUUUAAAAAUGUCGGAGCCGAUCUCAGCAUUUGCGGCAUAUCGGUCAACAAGUUCUAAGAAUAGUAAAUCGAACAAAAAAUCUAACAACAAGAAAGCCGGUGGUGCUACUGGUGGCACUAAUAAAGGUGGUGUCAACAAAAAUAACAACUCCAAAAACAAGUCUUUACUGAAGGAUAAAUCAAAAACAACACCUAAACAGCAUACUGAGACAAAACCAAAUGUAGAUAAAGAAAAAGUGAAGCCUGUCAAGGCUAAAGAAGCAACCAAAGACCAGCUAGCACCUAAAGCAGAACGGACAAAAAGUAAAGGCGCUUCUAACAAAGCAGCCAAAAAAUCCGAGCCAGUAAAGCAAAAACAUAAGGUGCAGCAUACUGCUACUAACGGUAAAGCAGAGACUAACGGCAUUAAUGAAAGUGAAAUUGAUAAGUUGGUAGAUCAAUUGUUGGCUGAUUCACCAUCUAAACCGAAAAAGUUGACUAAAGCACAACAAAAAAAGAAACAAGAUUUGGAGGAAUAUUUGGUGAAAGAGCUGGAAAAAGAUGAUGAGGAUGAGGAUGAGGAUGUACUACAAGAGGAUGUGGAGGGAGAAGAAGAAUCGGAGUAUGAUAGUGAGGAAGAUUAUAGCACAGGCUCGGAUGAGUUUUCAGAUGAGUAUACUAUAAAUAGUUAUAGCGAUUACGAUGAUGAAGAAUCGGACGAAGGGGAGGAAAGUGGUGCAGAAACAGAGGAAGAAAAUGCACCAGCAGCCACUUCGACGAAAAGCAACGCAGCUUCGAAACGUAAAAAUAAUGAUGCUAUUACUUCUAAGCAGGCUAAUGAUAUGAUUGAGUCUAAAAAGGCACGGAUAGCGGAAAAGGCAUCAGAUAAGCGUAAAUCAUUGCCUGCAACCGCAGCAACAGCAGCUAAUGACAAAUCAGCCACUAAGCAAAAAGAUAAACGCCGAAAUUCGUUAGCCGAACAUGGUGGAGACGCCGCGACGACGUCCUCCAACACGAAAAUCGACGUGAAAACCGUCGACGCUAAACUUGUGAAAAUGGAACCACUAUCACCGCCAAAUAAUGUUGUCAAAAUGAAUAGUAUACAAGAAGGUGAAAAAGUAUUCAAUUGGCUCUUGAGUCCGUUAGCAAUUAAGGAAUUCUUUGAAAAGUAUUGGGAAUCCGGUGCUUGCUUGGUUAAGCGCAAGGGUUCAAAUUAUUACUCGCAUCUCAUAUCUUUUGAAGCUAUUGAUCAGAUGUUGCUCAAGAAUCAUGUUGAGUUCACUAAAAAUAUAGAUAUAACUUCAUAUAAAAAUGGUGAACGUGAAACACUCAAUCCCGUGGGACGUGCCAUGCCACCUGUUGUUUGGGAUCAUUACGGCCAAGGUUGCAGUAUACGUCUAUUAAAUCCACAAACGUUUUUGCCAGAGCUCUUUAAGCUCAACACAACCUUGCAGGAGUAUUUCCACUGCCUGGUGGGUGCCAAUGCAUAUCUCACACCCCCGAAUAGUCAAGGUUUCGCACCCCACUACGAUGACAUAGAGGCUUUUGUAUUGCAAAUUGAAGGUCGCAAGCGUUGGCGUCUCUACAAGCCACGCACCGAGGCUGAGCAAUUGCCGCGAAUCUCAUCGAAGAACUUCAGUCAAAAGGAAAUCGGUACAGCAAUUUUUGAUGAAGUACUGGGACCAGGUGAUAUGCUCUACUUCCCACGUGGCACCAUACAUCAAGCCUCCACUGAACCAGGCUAUCAUUCGCUACAUAUCACAUUGAGCGUUUAUCAGAAGCAAAGCUAUGCUGAUCUCUUUGAACGCAUUAUGCCAUUGGUGUUGCAGCGCGCCAUUGAAAACAAUAUUGAUAUGCGACGCGGCUUACCGUUGCACACGUUCCAACAUGCUGGCAUUGCCUUUAGUGAUAAUGACACCAAGGAGCGGGCUGAUCUCUUACGCAAAGUAACGAAAUUGAUGGGUCUGUGCCUGCAUAGCGCACAAUUGCAUGAAGUCAUGGAUGCUGCUGUAGAUCAGCUUGCUAAAAAAUACCAACACGAAGCACUACCACCACACGUGCUGCCCAGUGAACGUGCACGUACCAUAUUCGGUUCUCGUAGCGGGACCAAUGAGAAAGGUGAAUGCAUGUGUGAUUAUGAAAUCGAUGAACGCACCAAUGUACGCCCGUUGCGUGCCAAUAUAAUGCGUCUAGUGCAGGAGGAGGAGAAAGUGCGUAUAUACUACUAUUUGGAUAACUCAAAGGAGUACUGUGAAUAUGACCCCAAUUUCAUUGAGAUCGAACCAGACGAAGCGGCCAGUGUAGAGGUACUUAUACGUUCAUACCCGGAGUACGUUGGUGUGUCGCAGUUACCACUACAAGAUGAUGAGCGGAAGAUCCAAAUGGUCACGGCGCUGUGGGAACGCGGACUACUCAUGACCGAGAAGCCAUUCAAAUGAUAUAUUAAGGAAAUUUACUUGUAGUCUUUGUAUAAAAAAAGUUUUUGUAAAAAUGUUAUAAAUUAUUUGUUGGCUUAUUCUUAAUAAUUUUUUUUUUAUAAAAAUUUUUUUGUAAUAAGCGUUUAUGAUAUCUUAUAAUACCUUCAAACUAAACUCAUCAGCCGUGCUAUUGUUGCUUUCGUAAACUUGCUUAAGGAAUUUGUAGCUGUGGUUUUUGUGAAUAAAGGAAAAUGCGUAAGCAAAGUAUUUGAAUGUACUCUGCCCGACAGCAUGGCGUAUAAGGAAAAAGAAUGCCGCUACAGUAACAACAACAUGGUGUAUAAGAAAGAUUAAAUAAACUACUUCUUGAAAUUCGUUGAACAUACA